AUGUAUAUCCUGCUCUCACCUGCCCAAGAAGAAGCAAUCAAAAAGUCAUGGAGUCUCCGCAGAUGGCUCCUCGAAGACGAUGAGAUCAACGUGGCGCCAGGUGCGCCAGUCUCCAGCAGCUGCAUCGGGUCCGGGCUUGGAGGAGGCAUUGAAGAGAAGUUCAGCCGUGCUGCAUACCAAGGCGAGGAUAAGUCGAAGACAGCUUAG
Molecule: messenger RNA, 207 nt
Organism: Exophiala bonariae
Lineage: Eukaryota; Fungi; Ascomycota; Eurotiomycetes; Chaetothyriales; Herpotrichiellaceae
Exons: 2
Coding region: 1-207 (68 amino acids)
Source: RefSeq, a predicted model, not a curated record